UCCUGGCCGUCCAGAGUGGCAAUAACGCCGACAGAAAGUGCUUUAUAAAUAGAGCUUAACCGCUAUUCCGCCAAUAUUUUGCGUGUUCUGGCUUCUGAGGUUGUUCGUUGUUUGCUCUUCUGCUUCAGAGUUUUAGAUCGGUUGAGAGACAGCUGAGAUGGCUCGUACCAAACAAACCGCUCGUAAGUCGACGGGAGGAAAAGCUCCCAGGAAGCAGCUUGCCACCAAGGCUGCUCGUAAGUCGGCCCCCACCACCGGAGGGGUGAAGAAGCCCCACAGAUACCGUCCAGGAACUGUUGCUCUUCGUGAAAUCCGUAAAUAUCAGAAGAGUACCGAGCUUCUGAUCAGGAAACUUCCCUUCCAGAGGCUUGUCCGUGAAAUCGCACAGGAUUUCAAGACUGAUCUUCGAUUCCAGAGCCAUGCAGUCUUGGCAUUGCAGGAGGCGGCAGAGGCAUACUUGGUUGGUCUGUUCGAAGAUACCAACCUCUGCGCCAUUCAUGCUAAGCGAGUGACGAUUAUGCCCAAGGACAUCCAACUGGCCAGGAGGAUCCGUGGUGAGAGGGCUUGAGUGGUUUCAAGCUUAGAGAAGAAUUAUGCUGAUGAUCGAUUAUGAAAUAGGCUUUGUUAGUGUCAUUCUGGGUUAUUUUUUGGUGGUGUUACGAUAGUAAUUUCUGGACUACUAUUAAUGGAUUCAUAUCAAUUGAACAUAUACGGUGAUAAUUCUCCGUUGUUUGGAUUGACGGUGGUGUGCAGAGGGUUUGUAGGAUUAGAUAUUUGAAUUCUCUAGGAUUUGGAUGGAUUUGAUUCUGCUGCUUGUGACUAGAUGUUAAUUCUCUGAUUCCUCCAUUCGUUGGUUUAUAUUAUGGUACUAUGGUCUUGGUUACUACGUUUCAAUAAACCCUAGUUCAGCAUCCAGUUGGGGCGGAUAGGGUUAUUCUCUUUA
Messenger RNA from Macadamia integrifolia, 943 nucleotides. RefSeq names its product histone H3.3. The record is from RefSeq and is a predicted model, not a curated record. Gene Ontology annotation, molecular function: structural constituent of chromatin; DNA binding; protein heterodimerization activity. Lineage: Eukaryota; Viridiplantae; Streptophyta; Magnoliopsida; Proteales; Proteaceae. The transcript is spliced from 4 exons. Gene Ontology annotation, cellular component: nucleosome. Bases 158 to 568 code for a protein of 136 amino acids.